GCCAGUAAAUGACGCGUCGUGGCGUUUGAACGUUAAACGAUAUCCGAAAAGUUUCAACUUAAAACUUGUGGCCCAUAAAAUAAAAAAAAAAAACUAUAUAGCUGAUGAUCCUUCAGCAGUGCGGUGCAUUUGAGUGAAAAGUAGUGUCAGUGAAGUGUAUAGUUUAUUUUUUAGUAAUUUCAAUUUACCGUUUCAAUUGAACGUUACUGUUUUGUUCAACAAAAAGCGCGUAAUAACAAGCCGCGCUGAACGCAAGAGAGGGCCGUAUAUGGUUAAGUUGAUUCUUCGGGCUGGCGUCCACCGGUGAAAGUAGACCUUUGUUAAGUUCAUAAGGACACGAGCCAAUUGCAACUAACUCGAAACGACGUUUCGUGUGUAGUUGCGACGGGAAGGUUGUGUCGGGGCCGCCGGUAACUAUGGCUGCCGGUGUCGAAACAAACCCCUGAGCUAGCGGGCAGUGCGGAUGUCGGGCGGAGGCGGCGGCGCGGGGCUGAUGUCGUGCGUGCGCGAAGGCUCCCUCGAGCCGCCCUACCGACCGCCGCACGCCGAAACCAAUACUCAUGGCGAAGGGCGCACAGGUCGGUUUUUGCGCGGCUUGCGGCGUAUGUUUAAGCGACGCGCACGCGCAGAUAGCUCGCCCGACCCAAAGAGUAGCUCAACCAGUGAGCUGUUGGACGCUGAGCGACACACGAGAAGAAAAGACGGCGCUUACGGCAGCGGACUGUCAGUGUCACACGACUCGGUCUUUACCGGCGAGCGAUCAGGCGACGAGUCGAGCGACGAACGACCCACUCCCGCGCAUGGGCUCGCACAUGUUGCCACUUCACAUCGGGCGGAGCUUGUAGCGGCGGUGCGGCGGCGCGGUCGAGGAGACAGCGAUGAUGAUGAGGAUCUCGGCUUACCCCGUAGUCCACCGGCUUCUCCCCCCACGGAUAAAGCCGAUAAGCGUCACCAUGCUGGUAUAUCCCAGUCCUCUUGCAGUGAUGGCUCCCUCCUCAGCGUUGGUUCCUCUGAGAUGGACGAGGACAGCAGUAGCGGUCAUCAGCACGACCACUCCAGAAGCGAUCACUCCGACCUUUACAAUUCAUCGGAGCCGCCGCCGGGCGUGGCGCCGCUGUCGCACUCGGCCGCGCGACACAAGAUGGCGGUGCGACCGCGACGCACGCACGGCGCUCCCAGACGGAAGAAAGCUAAUUCCAUUGCCGCCUCAGCCUUGCCAAUAACACCCGAGCUGAACGAAGAAAUGAUACGAAGCACUACUCCUGAAGUCAGUCACAAGGUCUCAGAAGUCGUUACUGAAUCAUUCUCUUCAUCGACCACUACGAAGCAUCAUAUGAUCGUUAAAGAGCAGCAUCACCAACUGAAUCGAGAGCUACAGAAGGUUAUGGAAACUCCAAGCGAUACCAAAUUAAAGUCAUCCUCGUUACCACCAGGAUUAGCGUUGAGCCAGCUCGUCGGACAAUCUCCGGCGAAAUUGAGCAUCGCUGAGUCUAACACGCCGAGAUCUUCUAUAAAAAGGAGCAAAUCGAGCACGCAAGACCAGCCGCUCAGGGAAACUUCGCCGAAGGUGCAGACGAGUGACGUUCACGCAUAUCAAUCUAACGAAAGGAUAUCUAAAUAUCGCUCAGAGAAAAAGUACGCCGAAGAAUCUUGCCUCGAAAAGAAAUCUAAAUCGGAGAAGAAAAUCGAGAACGAAGUCAUAAGAUCUUCGAAGAAAGAGGAAUCGUUUUUCAGUAGACUGCUUUUAAGAAAGAGUGGAAAGAAGUCGAAGAAGGAUCAGACUGACGGGGAUAGCCAGCAAGAAGUUAAAAAAACGAAAACAGACAAAUCUACAGCUCAAUAUAAAACUGUUGAUUCGGAGCGAAGUAGUUACUAUUACGCAGAACAAAGUCAGAGAUAUAAACCUACUCCCGCAGACCGCAACUACAAAUCUGCAGGUCAAAAAGUCUUCUCUAAUCAAAUGCACAAAAGAAUUGAUAAUAAAGGUGCUUACGUUCAUGACGGAGCAUAUAAAGAUGUUUACAGCGCAGCAAAAGUUGCAGGGGUCGAAUACAGCAUCACUGAUCUCAAAGUCGCUGAAGAAACAGAUAAGAUGUUAAACCAAGAAAUCAAAAGUCGUUUCAGUCGACGUGAUGAAUUUUGUGAAAGAGUGGAAAGAACCAAACGUUCAUCUUCCAAGGAAGCUAUUGAUGAAAAUAAAAGGGAAUCAUUUAGUUUGCAUCAUGAUAAGACUAAAAGGCCAGCAUCCGUUCAAAGAUUGAUUGAUCCAUAUUCAUCUAAAGCAUUUAUACUUAAUGAGUUGGCAAGCAGAACAAAAGAGGAGAGCCCAUGUGCUAUGUUUUUUGAAAACGAACCUCCCGCGCGAGGAAUGAAAUACAAAAACGUGAACGAUUCCGUGUUCCAUAGUAUGCCGAAAACCAUACCAUACUUUAACCCAUCUGUGUCGUCUUCUCCUACAAAAAAUAUGGCUCAUAGUUCUGAAAACGUAAAAUAUAUGAGUCAAUCUUCAGAUGCAUCUGACUUUCGAGAAAAAGAAAUUAUAUCCAAACGUGAGACAUUUCAUCACGUUGGCAAGACAGAGGAGUCUUAUGUCACAUCUGGUAUGAGAUCUCUUGGAGAUGAGUAUGUGGAGACCAGAAGCAGUAUUGGGAAAUCUCACAGCUUUCGUUACGCUUCUGAAUCACCUUCUAUAAGCUCGCAAGAAAAUCAAAUGCCCAGUCUACCAGCCAUCGUUGGUAUUUCUGAACCUUUGCUUGAAAGCUGGGAAGUAAAUUAUAGAAGAAACGUCAGCGAGAGACAUGAUUAUUCCAAGAGGGUAUCAGCUAGAAACUACGGCAUACUCCAAGGUAAUUCUGAAGUUAACUACGAUAGUUUGCCUAGCACUGAUAGCAGUUACCUUGACAGUCUAAAACCUGACAUAAACGAAGACAGGCAACUUUUCACAAACAGUAUUCACAUUACAAUGGAUUCCCAUAAACGCGACAGUGAUAUUUCACAGAUUGAAGCUAAAAUUGAUGAUAUUAUUAGUUCCCCUAAGCCUAUCAUAUCUCCAAUAACCAAGUCUAAUUCUUUGGAUAGCAUAAAGAGUAGUCCAGAAAAACCUAUGGAUGAUAGAAGAAAAACUAUUUCUGUUGAAAGUGCUUUAGGUCAGACUAGUAAGAAUAACAAUCAAAAAGAAAUCAAAGUUGAUACUGAAGGAUUUAUAUCGGUAACACAUAUUAACAAAGAUCUCACACCAAUUAUGAUAAAGACCCCAGACACAGCAAAACUCAGCAAGAGCGAUGAAAAAGUUCAAAAGUCAGGAACGACAAAGUCUGGUGUACCAGAAUUUCUUCAUAUACAAUUAAACAAAGUUGAUACUAAGCCUGUUACUAACGUGGUGUUAACCGCCAACGUUACACCAAAAAACAGCCCGCCAGCCGAUAAAGGUGAAAAUAUCGAGAGCUUUGUCAACGUGGAAACAAAACCUACGCAAGAUAUUCAAGUCAGAAAAGACUCCUUCAAGAAAAGUGAUAGUGUAGAAAAAACUCCACCAGACGAAAAAACACUGAGCGUUAGUUCCAAAUCUUCUGGCACUAGUGCCGGCAAUGUAACCCCACAGAGCCCUCAAACCCCAAAACAUUUCUUCAAAAAGAAAUCGACUAGCGUUGAUGCUCAGGAUCGGCUUGAGAAACCUCGAACGAGCUCAGUGAGCACAGAAGGAAGUACGGAAAAAAUAGACGACAACAUAUCAAUCGAUCAAAAAUCACAUUCAAGUUUCGGAAGCAAAAGUUCGAUCCAAAGUACUGACAGCAACGAAAACAAAAUUCCUGACCGACAAGAAGAAGCUGUCAUAUAUCGAAGGAGACAUUUAAGCAAAGAGUCCCGGGGCGACAGGAAGAAUGAAGAUGAACCCGAGUUGAUGAAAGUGUUCGCCCGACGAUCUCUAAAACUGAAAGAUUCCGAAGCCGACCACAUAGCACAGGAAAUAGCUGAAUGUACCAAAACUGAAGAUAACGCUGCUGCUCGGGCAAAGAUACUCAAAAAUGAAUUUAACGCGUCGAUCAAAUCAAGGGACAGUGAUAAAGAGAACGAAGACAAUAAAGAACAGACUGCUGAGAACAAGAUAGUUGAUAUCGCAGCUCGCGUCAGUCAGUUCGGUGCUCACUAUCAGAGAAGUGUCAGUAUAAACAGCGUAAGCACCAAAAGGGACAGCGCUCCGGUUUACAGAAGCGAAGUUAACAAAUACAAGAAAGAAGUAUCAGACUCGACUCCGGAAAAAAGAUUAAGGAACAGAACAUUCCCGGAUUCGUCGAACGAUCGAGAAGACAUUAAGAGUAUCACCAAAAGCGAAGCGAUGGCGUACAAAGCGGAUACCUUAACGAAACGGCCUUGGCAACGGAAAGAUGAGUUCAGGCAGUCGGUCGAGAAGGAAAAGCGAGAAAGUUCUGUGAUAGAAAAAGAUGGAGAUAACGAAAAGCUUGAGAGUGAGAAGGAGAAGGCUGUUGAAGGAGAAGCGGAUGCGUCUCCGCAAUUCAAAGGAAUUUUGCAAAUGAGAGCGGAGUGGGAGAGACGAGCUAAACAGGGGAUGACCAAAUAAAUAAUGGUGCUAAGCUUAAAAAUAACGUAGUUCUCAUUGAGUUGAGUUUUAUAUAUUAAAAACUAUUUUAAAUAAUAAGACAAAUUCUGUUUUAGCAGAUUGACAUCGUAAAGAUAUUGUAUUUUAAAUAUUUCUAGAUGCAAGUCGUACGAUUGUUGGAUUGUGAUGAGAUAUUGGUUUUAUAAUUAAAAAUUUAUAUUCCGAUGUUUGUUAGGAAAAGAAAUAAUAGGUGAAUAUAUUAGAAUUAGAAAAUAGCCAAAAAUGUUUUUUUCUAAAGAUUGCAUUUAAAGCAGUUUUUUAACGAUAUAUUAAAAUAAGGAAUCUACAUGAUAAAGUGUAUAUUGAACAAGCAGGUUACAUAAUUAUUAAAUAAUAGAUUUUUUCUUCGUAAAAUAAGAAAAGAGUUUUUACGCUCUUAAUAUUAUUUAAAAAAAAAAAAAGAUUUAGAUACAUGAACUUUUAUCUAAGAUAAACUUAGAAACACUAAAGUAUCUAGAAGAUGCGAACUCACUUCUGACAUAUAAUUUCGACUUGACACAUUGAAUAGGUUAAAACUUCAUUGAUUACACAAAUGUAUAAUGAAUGUAUUUGCAUAUAUUUUCAUAUAUAAACAGAAUGUCGCUAUAUACAUACGCGUUGAUAUAUUUAAGUAGACCUUCAAAUUAUUCUCAUAUUAACGUUAUUAUAUAAAUUUUUAGUACAUUAGCUAACGUUCGUUGUUAAGUGUAUUUUUGAGUGGUAUUGCAAUGGUGUAGCCCAUAGUUAUAUUUUAUUACAGACUACAUUAUGUAUUUAACAUUUCUGAACUGUGAAAUACAAAUUUUAUUCCUAUAGUUU
Nymphalis io (European peacock) is the source of this 5416-nucleotide messenger RNA. RefSeq lists its product as uncharacterized. The coding region runs from base 464 to 4579 and encodes 1371 amino acids. Lineage: Eukaryota; Metazoa; Arthropoda; Insecta; Lepidoptera; Nymphalidae. The transcript has 10 exons. The record is from RefSeq and is a predicted model, not a curated record.